Messenger RNA from Nipponia nippon (crested ibis), 1248 nucleotides. NCBI's taxonomy places the organism in Eukaryota, Metazoa, Chordata, Aves, Pelecaniformes, Threskiornithidae. The record is from RefSeq and is a predicted model, not a curated record.
AUGCAGAAGCCUAACUGCUGCAUUCCAGAAGCUGAAGACUUAACAAUCAAAGCCUGCAAGGAUGCAACGCUUUUCUUGGUGGAUGGCGGUUGGACUCACUACGCUUUCCCCCCUCCCUCCUCCUUUCUCUCCAAAGCUGUCGUGUCUGUCGAUGGCAAGCCGGUGAGACUUCAGCUCUGCGACACAGCUGGUCAGGAUGAAUUUGACAAGCUCAGGCCUCUGUGCUACACCAACACGGACAUCUUCUUGCUGUGCUUCAGCGUGGUGAGCCCCUCGUCCUUCCAGAACGUGAGUGAGAAGUGGGUUCCCGAAAUCCGAUGCCACUGCCCCAAGGCGCCCAUUAUCCUGGUUGGGACGCAGUCGGACCUCCGGGAGGAUGUCAAAGUUCUCAUCGAGCUGGACAAGUGCAAGGAAAAGCCGGUCUCGGAGGAGGCUGCGAAGCUCUGUGCCGAGGAAAUAAAAGCCGCGUCCUACAUCGAGUGCUCUGCUUUGACUCAGAAAAACCUCAAGGAGGUCUUUGAUGCGGCCAUCGUGGCUGGUAUUCAGUACUCGGAUACCCAGCAGCAACCAAAGAAAUCCAAGUGUAGGACUCCAGACAAGAUGAAAAACCUCUCCAAAUCCUGGUGGAAAAAAUACUGCUGUUUUGUAUAGGGAUUGCAAGGACCUGAGUGCUGCUCUGAGGAAAUCGAAUAGAGGCUAUAUUAGCUGAAUUCUCAUUCUGUGUUGUCCCGAGUGUAUAGUGUAGAUCUGUAUGUAUGUGUAUAUGUUGCUAGUGGAUAUCCCAGUUGCUCUUUCGAGGGUGGCAGAAGGAUUCUUAGUUAAAUAAUUGCUAUAAAUCAGGUCUGGCAUCCAGUUUCGUGACUAAAACCUCUUGUUAAGGAAGAAGAGCGCCACGUGUCCAUGAGGGUAGAAGGAUUUGUCCAAAGGAUUCGACUUCUUGUGUUACGAGGUGUACGCGACGGGGAGGAGCACACCCGGGGCCUUUGCUGCCAGGGCUUCACAGGAGGAACGCGCAAGCGACUGUGGAAACGUAGAGCUCUGUACAUGGAUGGUCAAAGGGAAAAAUAACACUGUGCCUCCUAACUGACAUUUGUAGCUUUAAAACCCCACUCCUGCUCUCUUCUCCGUGUCUUCCCAAGCCAACGCUCUUAGGGGUUGCUUUAAAAAGGGUAUGCGAGAGAUGUAACCUAUACGCAAAUGCCGUGGUUGGAAAGGUCAUGAAUACACCUUCAGCAUGGGGUGAGGGAA